Molecule: messenger RNA, 336 nt
Organism: Mesorhabditis spiculigera
Lineage: Eukaryota; Metazoa; Nematoda; Chromadorea; Rhabditida; Rhabditidae
Source: the annotation of a GenBank genome assembly
AUGCCAGCCAAGAAGGGAAAGCGCGGAGCCAAGGGCAAGUCGACCGGACGCCCGAAGAAGGAGGUGGCCGCCGUGGCCAAGGCCACGAAGACCAUCGAGAAGAAGGAGAAGCCCGCCCCGGCUGCCGCCGGCAAGCGCGGACGCGGCCGACCCCCGAAGAAGGACGCCCCCAAGAAGUUAGUGACUAGCCAAUCCCGUAAGUCCGCCCCCGCCUCCAAGCCCGAGCCCACCCACGCCGAGGAGGACAGCGAGGACCAGGCCGAGCAGAGCGAGGAGCCCGCCUCAUCUGGUGGCGAAGACGGCGCCGUCGGCUCCGAUGGGGACGAGAAAUCCGAG